Molecule: messenger RNA, 1185 nt
Organism: Adineta ricciae
Lineage: Eukaryota; Metazoa; Rotifera; Eurotatoria; Adinetida; Adinetidae
Source: the annotation of a GenBank genome assembly
AUGAAUUUUAACGACGUUACCGUCAGUUGGCAGGAUAUAUCGGACACUGAGCGCACAGCACUAUUGAAUAAACCAUGUCCACCCCGAGCCAAGCCCAGAAUCCAUCCACCACGGAAAACUCCCGAUCGAAUCACUUCUCGUGUCUUCAGUAUAUGCCAAUCGGCGGUUAUGAAUAACCAUACAGCGCAACGUCCAGUUCGAUUAAAUAAUUUCAAAAAUCACACAACAUUGACAAGCGCCAAAGAAAAUGUUGAUAAUGCCUAUCGUACAAUGAUCGAAUUUACUGAAACAUGUAAACGAGAAUCCAACAAUGAUACAAUGACAAUAGAUAUGCCAAUGUCCAAACGUAUUCGUUCUUCGUCACCUCCAUCAACUAUUGACCAGUGUGCUUCUCCCUCAGCUAUAUCACGUUAUAUAAGUCAUGAUAGUUAUUUAACAUUCGUUCCUCCACCGGAUCAAUUUCUUGCAACGGAGAAUAAAACAAAUACUGAUGCAGAUUUCAACGAUGACGCCCUUUGGGAUGAUUGGGAUUUGCCAUCGACAACAACAGCAAGCAAUAAAAAAACACCGGGUAAAAUACGAACAAUGUCAUCGCCAGCUGUUCAUUCACGCACAAACCAACUUAUCGAAACGAUGACGAAUAUCAAUGUACUUGAAUCAACUAAAUUAUCACAAUCUUCGGCAAAACCAUCCUCCUUGCAACCAGUGACAUCGAAUCUCGUUUGGGAUGACGAUGAUGAUGAUUUCGAACAAUUACUAAGUCAAUUUCCUAAUGAAUUACCCAGUGAACAACCAUUAUUAUCGAAUGACUCCAUAUUGAUUCCAGUACCGAGCACGGACGAUGACAAUUCGACGCGUCUUGAUGCGACUCGUCGAACUUCAGCUCUUCUGACCAAAGACAAUCAAUCCUUAGUUCACAAUUCAUCGAAAAUUGAACUAUCGAGUCAAUCUUACACGAGUCAAACCCGCACAUCGACUUCAGGUUUGCAACGUUCGAAUACUGGUCCCCUAUCACCGAUAGUAACUCGAAAUACUGCGAAAAUCAAUUCUCCACGCGUACGCUGUGAUUCAAGUCAUGAGAUUAAAAAGAAGAUAUGUAACGAAGCAGAGAUUGAACAGAAACGAUUAGCUGCACUUGCCCUUCGACGUCAACGAGAACUAGAACGGCAACAGAAGAAAUCUUAG